Hemiscyllium ocellatum (epaulette shark) is the source of this 3274-nucleotide messenger RNA. RefSeq lists its product as uncharacterized. The record is from RefSeq and is a predicted model, not a curated record. NCBI's taxonomy places the organism in Eukaryota, Metazoa, Chordata, Chondrichthyes, Orectolobiformes, Hemiscylliidae. Bases 208 to 2673 code for a protein of 821 amino acids. The transcript has 5 exons.
AGAUGCAAGCUGGUGAAAUCCAUCCAUGAGGGUGCCUGCUCCUGAUGGAGACGCAUGCGCCUGUAUCAGUGUGCUGGGGACGGGCUGAGGUGCUGCUGGAAUGUGAGCUGAGAGCAUUGUGAGACGGCCAUGUCUCUGUGUCAGAGCCUGGGAAGGAGCACAAUUCCGUGAGAAGGUGUACCUGGCAAUGAAGAGUUUUACCGCAGAAUGUGCAGGAGAGGUAGUAGGAGGCGUGUCUGGUGCCUUUUACUCUGCUGUGCUUUUGUUUCACUGGUUUGCUUACACUUUUCUUUAAAUGAAGUGUCCAUUUCAACAUUACCCGGUCAUGCAUUUAAGGACAACUCAGUCAUUUACAAACCAAGCCUUAGCAGAGUCAGCAGCGGGGCAAACUCCAUCCAGUAUGAUGACACCUGCCCAGUUUUCAGGUUGCAUUCAGAUGAAGAGAGACCCUGGGAAGAGGUAGCAUGUCGCCGAAUGGAUUUUGUACCAGGUUCUUGCCGCAUCAUGAAAGAGUUGUUUGCUGAUAAAGAAACAGCUAACUGUUCCCACCAGUUGUCACAUAUGAUUUGUGAGAUGAAGAACUACAAUCCAGCAAAACCUGAAAUGACCUGUCGCCAUGAUCUGUGCAGUGAAUUAUCCUCUGUAGUGAUAGGCAUAUACAACGAGGACAUGGGUGUUAAUCAGUGGAAGAAGUUUAACUCUACAGUGGAAGCCAUGUUGUUUAUUAAUCAAGAAUUGCUCACAGAUUGGAGAACCUAUCACCAUGGUUACUGCUUCAUUCGUUGCCUCAGCCAUGAUGGAAGAAAGAUAUCACAGCUUCUUAUUCUGCCUCCAGUGUUGCGAACAGGUCUUAAUUCUUCGAGAAAAUUUGGAAGUAAGCAUGCAUUGAAUGUGAAUAUUUUACUCUUGGACUCUGUGUCCAGGCAUCAUUUUUAUAGAACUUUGCCAAAAACUAUUAAUACAUUCAUAAAUCUGAACACUAAUGUCUUUAAAACUGGACACGUGUUUGACUUUGAGUUGGUUCAAGGUAUAAAAAGCAGAACAUUUGAGUCUCUCCAAGCCCUCUUUGGUGGUGAGGCAUUCAAUCCACUGAAACCAUUCAGUUCAUUUGUGCUACCACCAAAGGCUGUGAAUUUUAACAAGACACUUGGACAUUUCAAAGAGUUUGGAUAUGAGAUUUUAUAUCUGGAGGAUAUGUGUUGGAAGUGGGAAUGGGGUUUGGUGAAAGAGUUGAGAGCUCUUAACAAAAAGGCACACUUUUCAGAAAGAGUAAAGUUGUUCUUGGAAGCAAUCAGAAGAAGUGGAAUUGAUAGGAUAGAUGUUUCCUACUCUAGCUGUGAUAUUCUGCAAGAAAAUGGAGUGAAGGAUAUGUUUCAUGGGCCUGCUACCAUAUGUUACAAUAGUAUCCAUCAACAUACCUACCUGCUGCAGUACAUUGAAUACUUUAUCACUCGUUUCUCGUUCCUGCAAAAGCCACUAUUCAGUUUUCUCAUGUUGGAUACCAAUCAUGAAGAUACAGGCCUCAGGAUAAAGCAAUUGGAUGAAGAUCUUGCCAAACAUGUAUCUUUCUUAGCUGAUCAACAGAACACGGUGACCUUCAUUCUUUCAGAUCAUGGCAAUAAUUAUGGGCAGUUUGUUUCAAUGACUACAGAAUCCCAGAUUGAGAUAUUCCACACCACUCUAUUUAUGAUUGUCCCAGACACAGCUGCUAUUUUACUGGGUGAAGAGAAGAUUCGAUCCUUGCACACAAACCAGCGCAGGUUAAUCAGCCUUCUCGAUAUCCAUCAUACUUUGAAAGGUCUAUUGCCACCUGUUGGAGCUAAAGAUGGGAAAAAUUUGAACAAUGGGAUUAAUGCUGAUGGGUUACUGAGUCCAGUCUCUGCCGAUCGGACCUGUACCAGUAUUCCCAGGAUACCUCCAAACUUUUGUAUUUGCCAAGACUUUGAAAAACCAGCAGUAAGUGAUUUGAGAUUUGCACUCUAUGCAGAAUUUGCACUUGGUCAGAUGAAUCACGAAAUCCUUCAACAACAGAGAGCUUCAAAAAAUGCUCUCACAGGCUAUAUGGCCUGUCAAAGAUUAAUUGGCAUUAGAUUUGACAAUUUGAAAAUUCAUGAAGAUAAAAAUGAGACCAUCGUGAAAUUUGAUCUUUAUGUAAAGGCACCAAAAAGUACCGGUCAUGAUGAAGAAAAAUACUUAGUGGUCAUAGACUUCCGUUCUCAGGUAGAUGCUGCGCUGACUUUAGUAGGGUUUGACCGCUUAACCCCAUACAGUCUGUAUGAGGUUUGUGCUGCAGAUGAUGUCGAUUUAAGGUUAUGCAUCUGUGACUUAGAAAAUGGUCAUAAAGAUUCAAAUUCAUAUUGGAAAAAUGUUUUGAUCUCAUCGGUUUCUUGGACUGAAACUAAUUUCAGUUCAAUUCAUGAAUCCUGUUUGUAUCUCCUCAAAAGACAUUAUCCAUCAGGCAUUGUUCUGGCAGUGGGAAAUAUCUGCUCUCAUGUGCAAUAUGAUAUUGAAUUUGAUUUCCUGACUAUAAACAUGUACUCGUCAUCUGUAAUGCCGAUAAAUGUAACACUUUGGCCUGGAACAGAGGAGCUCCUAACUGUUGGGUUUCAGAAAGCGAAGGGUAAGCCAUGGAAAUAUAAAUAUUCUUUGAAUUACAGAGCAUUCCCACUGUAGGACAAAAGCACAUUGAAUUAACUCUCAUUGAUCAUUAACAGUAGUCUUCACUCCAGUAAAAUGUUGGGCUGCAGUAAUUAUUCAGGGGUAAAUGUGAAUUCUGAUUUAUAUCCAUUAUAUAGAGACCAUUGCUUCAUGGCAUUAGUAAAAUGGCUACCAACUUUGCUGGUAAAAUGCAAAGUCUGUGAUAGUGUGGAAGGCAGGAGGGAUUAAUUGUUAAAAAGGUGAUAAUGGGAAGUAUGGGACCUUUCUAAAAUAUGAAUGCUGCCUUAAUUUUGUUUUGAAUGUAAUGUAGCUAUUGGUAUUAAGUAAUAGGCCUCCAGUGUUCAUCCUUAUGGCUCAGAAAUGCAGAGUCGAAAUAACAAAAACGUUAUUUUUAAGGAUUGCUUUUCUGACACAAAUGCACUGUGUGCAUGCACACAAUGUUAAACUAGUAAUAAAAAAACUAUUACCACAGUAUACUUCUGUAUUAAAAUAGUAUUAAUUGGCAUUUGUAACAAACACACUACUAGAUAUUGUUGAUCACACAUGUACACACAAAAUAUUCAGUUGAUUUUUGAAAUUUAAAAUGGAUGUCAUUUGUUUUGCAGUUUAUUUAUGU